Molecule: messenger RNA, 558 nt
Organism: Lodderomyces elongisporus
Lineage: Eukaryota; Fungi; Ascomycota; Pichiomycetes; Serinales; Debaryomycetaceae
Gene: ARL1
Product: Arf family GTPase
Exons: 1
Coding region: 1-558 (185 amino acids)
Biological process (GO): intracellular protein transport; vesicle-mediated transport
Cellular component (GO): Golgi apparatus; cytoplasm
Molecular function (GO): GTPase activity; GTP binding
Source: RefSeq, a predicted model, not a curated record
AUGGGACAGGCUUUUAGUUUUGCCAAUAUCUUUGGGAAGCUAUGGUCUACAAACAAGGAGAUCCGGAUUCUUAUACUAGGCUUGGAUGGUGCAGGUAAAACAACUAUAUUAUAUCGCUUGCAAAUGGGCGAGGUGGUAACAACCAAACCAACUAUUGGAUUCAACGUGGAGACAUUAAAGUAUAAAAAUAUCACAUUGAACAUAUGGGAUUUGGGAGGACAAACGUCCAUCAGACCAUACUGGCGGUGCUAUUAUAGCAACACCUCGGCAGUGAUAUUCGUGGUGGAUUCGACAGAUAAAGAUCGUAUCGAUACUGCAUGCAAAGAGUUACAUACCAUGUUGAAAGAAGAAGAACUACAAGAUAGCGCACUUCUUGUCUUUGCUAAUAAGCAGGAUCAACCAGGUGCCAUGACAGCAGCGGAAGUUUCACAAGCAUUGAGUCUAACAGAUUUGAAAGAUAGGAGCUGGAGUAUAGUUGCGUCGAGUGCAAUCAAAGGCGAGGGUUUAACCGAGGGAUUGGACUGGUUGAUGGAUGUGAUUAAAGAUGAGCAAUUGUAA